Molecule: messenger RNA, 1310 nt
Organism: Filobasidium floriforme
Lineage: Eukaryota; Fungi; Basidiomycota; Tremellomycetes; Filobasidiales; Filobasidiaceae
Product: isocitrate dehydrogenase
Exons: 6
Coding region: 103-1239 (378 amino acids)
Biological process (GO): tricarboxylic acid cycle; isocitrate metabolic process
Cellular component (GO): mitochondrion
Molecular function (GO): magnesium ion binding; NAD binding; isocitrate dehydrogenase (NAD+) activity
Source: RefSeq, a predicted model, not a curated record
CGUCUUCAACGAUUAUCUACCUACUUCACCUCGACUCUCUAGCUCUCGCUCUCCACCUCGUCUCUUCCCCUUUCAACCUACCAAAAGCUCAUUCCUCCUACGAUGGUCCUCAAGCCUACUCCUACCGCUAUUGCCAGCGCCCUCAGGCAGUUCCAGACCUCGACCAAGUUGGCUGCUUCGGCUUACCAGUCGACCGCUCCUUCGUCUGCUUAUGCUGCCAAGCCCGGUUCCAACGGCAACUACACCGUCACCCUGAUCCCCGGUGACGGUAUCGGCCCCGAGAUCGCCGAAUCCGUCAAAUCCAUCUUCAGCGCCGCCAAAGCUCCUAUUCAGUGGGAAGAGGUCGACGUCACCCCGACCUUGGUCAACGGCAAGACCGCCAUCCCCGCCGACGCCAUCGCUUCCGUCAAGAAGAACACCGUCGCGCUCAAAGGUCCCCUGGCGACUCCCAUCGGAAAGGGACACGUCUCGUUGAACUUGACGUUGAGGAGGACGUUUGGCUUGUUUGCGAACGUCAGGCCUUGUGUGAGCAUCAAGGGGUACAAGACGGCUUAUGAUGAUGUCAACACGGUGUUGAUCCGAGAAAACACCGAGGGAGAGUACUCGGGUAUCGAGCACGAGCUCGUCCCCGGUGUCGUCCAGUCCAUCAAGCUGAUCACCUACCAAGCCUCCGAGCGAGUCGCCCGAUACGCCUUCCACUACGCCUCUGAACACGGCCGAAACAAGGUCACCGCCGUGCACAAGGCCACCGUCAUGAAAAUGUCCGACGGCAUGUUCCUCGAAGCCUGCAGGAACGUGGCCAAGGACUACCCCAACGUCGUCUACGACGAGGACCUCCUCGACCGGGUCUGUCUCCGGGUCGUACAGGACCCGACCCCUUAUGCCGACACGGUCAUGGUCAUGCCUAACCUUUACGGUGACAUCCUCUCGGACAUGUGCGCCGGUCUGAUCGGAGGUCUCGGUCUGACCCCCUCGGGUAACAUUGGAAAGGACGCUUCGAUCUUCGAGGCCGUCCACGGGUCCGCACCGGACAUUGCCGGCAAGGGGUUGGCCAACCCGACGGCAUUGUUGUUGUCCUCGUUGAUGAUGUUGAGGCACAUGAACCUGUUCAAGCACGCCGACAACAUUGAGAACGCCAUCUUCAAGACCAUCGCCGACGGAAAGGCCAUCACGGGCGAUCUGGGCGGAAAGGCUUCUACUGCGCAAUACACCGAGGGCAUCAUCUCCAGGAUCAAGUAGAAAAUUUUGUAGAUAGAGAUCGAGGGAUUGUGGUGUGGUGAUGCAUAUAUCCAAAAUAUACGAAAACGCUA